UCUCCCCACACUCUCCCCCCUCAUCCCAAUUCCUCUCCACUCCUCCCAUGGCCAAUCCCGUCGAAUCCACCGCCGCCGCCGCCUUCGCCGCCUCCGCCGCCGUGAAGUACAAAGGCGUAAGAAAGCGCAAAUGGGGCAAAUGGGUUUCCGAAGUCCGGCUUCCCAACAGCCGGGAGAGAAUCUGGCUCGGCUCCUACGAUUCCCCCGAAAAGGCCGCACGAGCCUUCGACGCCGGCAGUUUCUUACUCCGCGGCCAUCGCGCCAGUCUCAAUUUCCCGGAUCAGAUUCAGGACAUCUCCAUGUACUGCAGUCGCUUGAACCCGACGUCGCAGCAGAUACAGAUCGCCGCGGCGCGCUACGCCCAUGCUGACUAUCCGGCGCAAUCUCAGCCUUCGGAGCAGCCGGUUUUGCAGCCUGCGGAGUGCUCUCCGUCGCCAUCGCCGUCGCUUUCUCCUGCGGCGAAUCAUUGGGAGUAUAUGGAUCAGUUGAUUUCACCUACAGUUAUGGGGAUUCAUGAUUUUUCUUCUUACGAUUUGACUAACCCGAGUGAGCAAUUUGCGCAGAUGGAUUUGGAUGCGGAGAACUGUUACGAUUUUGUUCGAAGUUCAGAUCUUUGGGAAUUUUGAUGGCGGAAUUUUUUUGCCCUGGGGAAGAGGAAAGUUGGAUUUUUGGGGGAGUUUUACUUGAAUGGGAGUGUUAAA
Messenger RNA from Phalaenopsis equestris, 701 nucleotides. RefSeq names its product ethylene-responsive transcription factor ERF018-like. The transcript has a single exon. Bases 48 to 626 code for a protein of 192 amino acids. Lineage: Eukaryota; Viridiplantae; Streptophyta; Magnoliopsida; Asparagales; Orchidaceae. Gene Ontology annotation, molecular function: DNA-binding transcription factor activity; DNA binding. The record is from RefSeq and is a predicted model, not a curated record. Gene Ontology annotation, biological process: regulation of DNA-templated transcription.